Molecule: messenger RNA, 1983 nt
Organism: Zygosaccharomyces rouxii
Lineage: Eukaryota; Fungi; Ascomycota; Saccharomycetes; Saccharomycetales; Saccharomycetaceae
Gene: PIG1
Product: protein phosphatase regulator PIG1
Exons: 1
Coding region: 1-1983 (660 amino acids)
Biological process (GO): regulation of glycogen biosynthetic process
Cellular component (GO): protein phosphatase type 1 complex
Molecular function (GO): protein phosphatase 1 binding; glycogen binding
Source: RefSeq, a predicted model, not a curated record
AUGACUGAAGGUAGUAGGACUCCAAGUCCCCCACCAAGCCUGGAGAGCAGUGUUAGUCCAUUUUCGCCACCACCUCCAACUCGGGUGGCCAUUAGACAGUUAAAAUCAUCAUUGAAAUUGAGUCGUUCUGAUUCAUCAUCAAUUGCUGCAUCUUCGACAACCUCCUCAUCUUCAAAGAACGUUAGAUUUGCUGCAGAGUUGACUACAGUUAAGAAAUUCGAUUCUGCAGCUGAACCGAUUUCUAUUUCAACAGAGAGUUCACCUCAGUUAAAACCUAUAAUUCCCGCGAGUGAUGACGAAGAAGGUUUUGAUGAUGAACGUGAUGAAUUGUGGUUCAAUAAUCUUACCCUUUUACCCAGUUUAUUAACGAAUAAAAGAAAAAUUGGUAAUAAUAGUAAUAAAAACAAAAAGGAUUUUUUAUUAUCCCGAUUCCAUUUGGAUUACGAUUCUGAUUCAGGUAUAGAAGAUGAAGAUGAAGAUGAAGAUGAAUAUGAAUAUGAAGAAGAAGAUCAAAAACAUUAUCACCAUAAACAUGAAAUUUUAGAUAAAAAUCGUCCCCAUCAAUUUGAAGUGGUAGAUUGGCAAUACUUACAAUCGAACGUUAUACCUUUUAGAGCCGCUGAUGCAAAUCCAUUCAUCAAAAAGAAGGAUAAUGGACAAUUGGAGCCACAAUUGUUUGAUUAUUUACAAGGUUCAAAUAUAAGACUGCAUUCCCUGGAACAGAUCAAUAAUGAAUUCGGUAAGGUUUUAGGCCUAAUCUAUGUCAACAAUCUAAAUUUUGAGAAAUUUAUUGAAAUUAAACUCACUUUUAACAAUUGGAAGGAUAUUCAUUACGUUACGGCAACUUACCACAGAUCAAUUACAGAUAAAUUAGAUGAAUUUAAAUUUGUUAUUGAUCUUAACGUUUUAAAAUAUUCCCUGCAAAUGAGAAAUUUACUUUAUUAUAAUCCUGCAUUAACGACUACAUUAUGUCCACUGGAUGUCAACCUUUGUUGUCGUUAUGAUGUUAAUGGUGAAACCUUUUAUGAUAAUAAUAAUUACGAAAAUUAUCAGAUGAAAUUGGUUGUCACCACACAGAGUAAAAAAGAUUUGGAUGAAGAAAGAGCAGCCGUAGCAACUUCUGAAGCCGCAGCUGCAAAUAAAAGAAAUGAAUUGAGUACAAAUAGAGGAAACAUGUUCGCUAGAGAUUUCUUAGUGACUACUACUUUAUCACAUAGUCAUAGACCUUUCACUUCUGGAGCUAAGCCUAGUGAAGUCAGAAGAUUCAGCGAAGAUACGGAUUAUUUUAAUACGUCACCAUUAAGGCAUCUUUAUCACAAUGAUACUUCAUUACUUAGACCGGCAAAGAUGAAUGAAAUUUUAUUAAAUUCCGAAUACGAAAAUGAUAACGAUAUGGAAGUACCAAGUCCUAUUGAGACCGAGGGUCCAUUGGAUAUCAGUACCAAUGUAGAUGUACCCGAUGCUCGUUCAGUAUCUGACUCUACUUCCUCGUACUCUAGUGUAUCUUCACCUUCUGAGGAUUUGAAUCUUAUGGACAAUGCAGGAUAUUAUCGUUACUCUUCUGCAAAUUCAUUAUCCUCAUUAGAAUUAAACUCGGAUCUACCAAUAAAUCAUUAUACACUAACGGACAUUGGAAUGACUUUGAGGAACUUAGCUGAUGAAGAUACUUUUGACGACGUUCAAAGCAUCGUUACUGAUACCGGCGGAGAUGUACAUUUUAACAGCAGUUCGGCUCCGAGAAAUACUUCUGCAGAGACGUUAAUUACACCUGGAGCCAUACAUAGGUUGGUAUCGUCAAAUUCGGCAAAUUCUUCAUCUUCUAAUAAUAAUCUUAUUGGUAAUGACAGUGGUGAAGUAGUGACUCAGAAUAAGAUGGCGAGUUAUCCAAGAUGUUCAACCUCGGUAGAAAACAUAAAACCUAAGGAUAUGGAUUAUCAAACAUUUUCAAACUCUUAUUGUUUCUACAACUGUCCUCAUAAUUGA